AAAUUCACAAAAACCCAACUCCGAAACAAAUCAGAGAGUCCCCAAUAUUAACCAGAACAAAUCAACUGAAGAAUGGAGCAGAUAAAGGAAUCAGUGAAAGAUGAAAGAGAAUAUGUUUUGACGAUUGGUUGUAGGAUCACGCCUGCUGAUUCACCUGUGGCAUUCAAUUCUCAGAUUCAGCAGCAGCCAUUUCCAACCCCUUCACCGUUCUCUUUCUCGGUGGCUUCUACUGGGUGGAGCUCCAGAUCUUCCAUACAUCAUCACUCGACUCUCCUACUCCGGUUCUCGGUGCUUCUCUUCUCCUUCAUCUCGGCUCUUAUACUCGCUGCGCCUUCUACAAAGAAGAAACACCAACCAUCUCCUAGCUUCACCGAGUACCCAGAAUUGAUAUACUACUUCAUCGUAGCCAGUAUAGCUUUCCUAUACACAGCUUUCCAACUGUUUAAAGGUGUUUGUGACAUUGCUCACAGAGGCAUUCUGAUCUCAGAUAUGGCCUCAGACUACGUAAGCUUCGUCCUCGACCAGUUGGUGGGUUACCUUCUCAUCUCAUCGGCUUCAGUGGCGGUGCCGAUCAUUGGAGAGGUUGAGCGAGGCACACCUCUUCGGAAGGGAGCCGUAGUAUCGACCAGCAUGGCCUUCGCAACAUUUAUAGUUAUGGCAAUCUGUGCUAUCUUAUCUGGCUAUAAGCUUUGUAAGAGAAUUGGCUGGUGAUUUUGCUCUAUGGUUGCUUCAUUAUACGACAACCAAUAACUGUUCUACUGUUUUAAAUGAAAAAGGAACUGCUUAAAUCUU
Molecule: messenger RNA, 792 nt
Organism: Hibiscus syriacus
Lineage: Eukaryota; Viridiplantae; Streptophyta; Magnoliopsida; Malvales; Malvaceae
Product: CASP-like protein 4A4
Exons: 3
Coding region: 73-711 (212 amino acids)
Source: RefSeq, a predicted model, not a curated record